This is a messenger RNA of Hylaeus volcanicus, 5858 nucleotides long. Its product is annotated as acyl-CoA:lysophosphatidylglycerol acyltransferase 1-like. The record is from RefSeq and is a predicted model, not a curated record. Lineage: Eukaryota; Metazoa; Arthropoda; Insecta; Hymenoptera; Colletidae. Gene Ontology annotation, molecular function: acyltransferase activity. The transcript has 6 exons. Gene Ontology annotation, cellular component: endomembrane system. Bases 1086 to 2213 code for a protein of 375 amino acids.
AUGAUGAGACCUAUUGAGGUAGUUGCUGGUUAAAUUAUGUGGCAAUUGAUUUAUAAAUCACAGUAAGAUGAAAAAUGAUAUGGUAAUUAGUAAAUCGCUUAAAGUAUAUUCGAUUGUUCAGUGAAAGAAAAUUAAUCGCAGAAUAAUUUAAUAAUAUAUACAAGUCUGUUAAUUUGUAAAUUUCUUUCGAUAUCGUAUGAUUUUUUGAUUGUUCAUUGUCAUGUAAAUGCAGGUCGUUCUCUUUAUAGGAAACGAGGACAAAGAAAGAAGUGAACUCAUUGUUUGUACAAUUAAAAUUUCUUAUCAUUUUGCAUAGAGACUGCGAUAGGGAAAAUGGCGCACCGACCAAUGAGACCCGCAUACCUUUCAGGUCUCUUCUUCUCGUCGACGUACGAUACCGUUGUUCGUAUCUCGUAGGAAAAUCGUACAAAGAGUGGAAUAGUGAAACUGUUCAAACUCUUAUAGAUAUCGUUAUCAUGUUUUCGUAGAAAAAACGUCGUAUAUCUCGAAAUCAUGCACCUGCGACACACGGGCAGACAGAUUAUGAAACAUAUAUCCUUCUUGAACAGUCGUUUACAGUCGUUCUAAGUCGCGAAUAGCAAAUCGAUUGUUUACUUCUACGGAAGUUAAACAUCGAUCGAAUCGAACGCAAUAAUUUUGUUGCACCAGCCUUGUUAACUUUCGUCGCCAUUCUAUUUACGUUACGUCCGCUGUGGUGAUUUCGUGUAUAGCAGACGUGACGGAACUAUGGUGUAUAUCCCGAAAAAAAACGUCAUGCGAAUGGUUAACGAGCUGAUAAAAAUUCGUCAAGCCAUGGCUUUAUCUUGCUAGCCGUGCGUGAAUUAAAAUCGCCGAUAUCACGAACAACUAUUUCACGAUAAAGCCGCGCGACAGGUUGAUUGGAUUUCGCUGUAUCGGCGUUGUUAUUAAGAGUCAGAGUCUCAUGUAAACAGCACGCGGAUCUUCUGUGUCAUCCGAUCUGAUGGUCUUUAUUAUGUAAUAUUGUGCACCGGGGAAAAUGCUAUGGUCGAAAAAACGUGGAUGAAAAUUGCCGGAGUUCGCGUCACGAGCGGUGUCCUUAAAAAAUGACUGACUUUUCCUCUUCAACUUUCGCGAGGGUAAUCGGUAACGUGUUGACUUUUAUAAAAUGUAUUGCUCGAACCUGCUUUGUGAUAUUAAACAAUGCUUAUUGUAUACCUACGUAUGUAGUAUGGAUGACACUAUUAUUCCCUGUAAAAGUUUAUCAACCCCAAGUAUAUUGGCGGAUCGAAGGUCUAUUUUUCCAUUGGUUAUUAGCAAUGGUCUCGAUGUGGACCUGGUCUGCAGGCUAUGAUAUCAUAGAACAAGGUGAUGAUAUACAGAAAAUCAUUAGUGAAAGAACACUAGUAAUAGCAAACCAUCAAAGUACUGGGGAUGUUCCUAUGUUAAUGACAACAUUUAAUUCAAAACCAAAUGUAUUGCCUAAUCUGAUGUGGAUCAUGGACAGGAUUUUUAAAUUUACCAAUUUUGGUAUAGUCUCUGUCUUACACAAGGAUUUCUUUAUUGUAUCUGGUCGCAAACGGAGAGAGGAGAGUUUAAGACAACUAGAAAAACAUCUGAAAACAUCGUAUAUUCCGCUCGGUAGAAAGUGGAUGGUCUUGUUCCCAGAAGGAGGUUUUUUAUGUAAAAGGCGGGAAACUUCGCAAAAAUAUGCUAAAAAAAAUAAUCUACCUAUCCUUGAAAAUGUAUCUUUGCCUCGAGUAGGAGCAAUGCAAACUAUAUUUGAUACGCUUGGUCCAUCACACGAUAAUAAUACGUCAGAACAACAAUUAGACAAUAGAGCAAGUAUGACAGUGGCUAAGCCAGAAAUUAAUUGGGUUCUUGAUAUAACAAUAGCAUAUCCUCAAGGUAAACCAAUUGAUUUACCUACAAUUAUAACUGGUUCUAGACCGCCAUGUGAAACAGUCCUAUUUUAUCGAGUGUUUCCUAGUUCAGUGGUUCCUCGAGAACCAGAAUUAUUGUCUAAAUGGUUGUAUGAUAGGUGGGUUGAGAAAGAAGCACUUUUGGAAAACUUUUAUAAAUACGGAACGUUUCUUGGUACGCAAGCAUCAUCCAAUGAAGGUUCCAAGAUCCAUCAGGAUCCAUUGAGAUUCCUAGUCCUUCAUUUAUUUUUUAUAACAUCUAGUUAUAUACAUUACAAUAUAUUUGCGUAUAUGCUCUCUUGCUUCUGGUAAAGCGUUUUAUGCUAUACAAGAAAUUUACGUUCAAACAUGAGUGAAAUUACGAUGUAGAAAAGUAAAGAUAUUCCUGCCUUAAAUAUUACUCUUGAUGUUGACUAAUAAAACUAACGAGUGUAUGAAUUGUCAAUUCCAAGUGAAUGUUUAUAAUCUAGAUAUGUUGUAGGUAGUUAAUUGAAAUUACUACUUUUAAUAUUAUAAAGAAUUAUUUGAUCACAAUGUCUGUUCCAGUAAUUAAAUGAACAUAAUUAGACAGUUUAUUCGAACUUCGAUUAUGAGGUGUAAACAAUUCUAAUGUUAAGAUAACAAAAUUCUUGUUUAAUUAACGAAGUCCGUUAUGAAAAAUUUGUUGCACAGUUCUGCACAUCUUUGUUAUAGUUAGCCAUUCCUCAGAAUGUUUAUUUUAAUUUAUAUAAUGAGGCGCAUAGGAUACUUUAUGAUAUUGUAGUCAUGACAUGACAUUUAGAGUUCAACUGUAAACACUUGUCUUUUAUCAAAGACAUUAGUAAUAUCAAAUUGUUGGUAACAUAACGAUGUUACUCACAAUAAACAACUGAAUUUUGAGUAAAGAGUAGUACAGAUUCAUUUCAGUGAACAGCUAUUAAAUACGAAUACUUGAGCUAUCUUGAAAGUAGAGAUGAUUUAGGGUUCUUUUUUUUUAUACAAAAUUAAUCGUAAAGAAUACAUUCAACGUUCAUAUCUAUACAAGUUAAAUGAUUUAACAUUUGUUAAUUCAAGGAGGUGUAUGUAAUGCUACUACUUAUGUGAUAGAUUUGAUUACUAUAUUGAUAUAAACUUUAUCAUUUUUAUUUCUCCGUUUACUACAAAGUGUGAAAACGUGUCUACACUUGACUAUCUGUCUGGAGGACUUGGCAGCAUUUCAGGGGAUUUUCAUAGUAUCCUACACGUGUGUUUUGUAACAUGGUAUCUUAAGUAGAAUCACAAAUAUUCUAUGAAGUGGAAUUGCAAGAUGUAAUAGUAAAUUAUUACUGCUGUUGUAGAAGCGGUAAUAGUAAAUACCAUUUCGAAGAAAUAUCCAUUUAUUUGUGAUACGUGAUAGAAAAAAAAAAGAUAUUUUUCAAUGCGAUGUCAAUCAUACAAACAUAAUUUUUUAAAUCACAUAUUAGAAACGUUCGUAACUCUACGACGAAGUAGACGUGAAACAUAAUACGAAUUAUUCAAGAAUUUGGCAGGAAUAAAAAUCAUGUCUUACAAAAUCUGUUAAAGUAAGAAAGAUUUAUACUUCAUGGCUAAAUCUCAACCAAUAAUAAUGCUGUUCAGUGAAGAAAAAACAGCUGUGCCUUGUUCCUACGGACAAACCUCAGUGUUAGUUGUAUAUAUACAUAUGCAAAUCUCAUAUGUAAUUUUCAUGGUUGAAUCAGCGCCUACAAUUAAUUUUUAAGACGUUCAGGUUUCAUUGCUUAAAAAAAAAAAGAAUACACCAUAGAAAUACUAAAACUAUUAAAGAUAUGUUUUCUAUGCUGCCUAAUUGGUUUUUUAUGAAAUAAAAAGCAUAGCCCAAAUUGAAAGCAAUUUCUAGACUGAUUAACUCAGAAAAAUAAAUUAGUUACAGCACAUAACGAAUGAACAUCCGUUCGCAUGUAAUGAACAUAGUAAUUUAAUUUUUUCUCUGCUUACUAAUAACAAUAUACAUAUUUAAUUCAAUAUCUAUUCGAAUGACAAAAUAAAUCUUUGAUGGAACAAAAUAUAUUUGUACAAACAGCAAUUUCGAUAGGACCGAUGUUAGUCGCAUUAAACGGUAAAUGAUUGUACUAUCCACAUAUUAAGAAUAUUAAUUUCUUGUAAUAUUCGAGUAUAUUAAGCUCAUGAAUUUUCGAAUUUAUAUAUAUCUGCAUACAUGACAGUGUAUCAUCGACAUGUACGAAUAUUUUGCAUUUCCAUGCAUUUAAUAUGUAAAUUAAAAGAAGAAUAAAUACAUAGCGCGCGAAUCGUUUGCAGAUAACAAAUUCAACAUUACGAUAGAAAAAAAUGGUAAAUCAAAAUAAUUUAUACUUUUUAAUCUAAUUGUUUCUUCUUCAUAUUAGGAUUGCAUUUUAAUUCGGUGACAAAGUAAUCAAAUACUGUUAACACUUGAUUUUAUACUAUUAUGUUAAUUAAAUAUUUAAAGAAAUCCAUAAUACCACGGUAGAAUGCCUCUAGUCUUGGUUGCAAAACUUUUGAACCAAUUGAAACAAGAUUCUAAAUGUAUCACUAAUUGUAUUAUAAGACAUUUUGAAUUUUACCAAUAAAAUUUAUGUUUUCCAUUCAGAAAAUUGUAUCGUUUAGAACUAUUCGAUUAAACGUAAAGUUUAUUAAAGAAAAAGAAUGCAAAUGAAACUUGACUUUAUUGUUAAUCAAAAAUUACAAAUAUACAUUAAGGUGUUACUAAUACUAAACUGUGAGUAAUGUAACUGUUGCAAACUGACCUAUAGGUAAGGACAAAAAAAAAAGAUAAACGAUGUAACAUAAUAAUUGCAUAAUAGCAUAUUUACUUCAUUACAAGGGCCAAUAUUUUUGAAAUAUUUAGAUACAUUUGAUUUUUAAUAUAAUAUAUGGUACAAUAAAAGUUUAAAACUCAAGUUUCAUUAACGACAUGAAGCAAUCUAACUAAAAAAAAAAAUAGAAAAAAAAUAAUUGUAUAUCGGUCACAGUGAAGUCUAUUUAUUAUAUUUGUAAUUAUUGCAUAAAACAUUUGUUUUUAUGUUUAGUAUAGAGUUGUAUACCAAGUAGCAAAAUAAAUGUCACACUUUAUACAGCACACAGUACACCUGAAUAUCAGUCUUAACAUAAUAUUAUCUGUGAAAGCAAUACAAACUGUUAGUAAUGAUAAGUUAUACAUAAGUUCUCUCGGUUGUGCUUUAACAUCUACUUUAUUGCUUGUACUAAGUUAUACAUUGAGAGCAGUAUUACACAUGUGCAUUAUACCUGAAACAAUGAUUCUUAUUACAUCUAAUUUUAGUACAUAUUUUGUAUAUAUUUGAGUGUACCAGCUUUGUGUUAUGUUUAAAGGAUAUUUAAAAUGUUAUACAUGUUUUAUGUUGUACUUCUAUUAUAACUAUAUUGUGUGAUAGUACAGUUAGUAUUUAGCAAAUGUGUAAUUUACAAUUUCAGAAACUAAAAACUAGUAGGAUUAUAGAGAAAAUAAAAGUACAGAAAUUAACAAAGCUUACUAUACUGAUAUCUGUAAUAUUAGUGUGCUGUAUGAAAUGUAUCUAGAAGUUUUUUUUAUGUAUUUUGAUUCAAGUCUACGUACAGUGAAUACAUUUGCAAGAAAUAUAAAAAUGUAACUAACAAAAAAAAACAACACUAUUUUUUCAUAAGGCAGUCACACUGUUUUUUUAAUAUCCACGUGAGGAAUGUAUACCGCUCAAAAGAAUUUAAUAGAUCGUUUUUGUGCGUUGCACGAAUAAAAAUCCUUUUAUUAAAUGCGAAACUGCACAAUUCAAAGUGUCAUUGUCAUGUAAUGAAGCAUGCAUCUCAUUAUGCAAAAUAUUAUGACUGGAUACUAAUGUUCACAAAUACUAUAUUAAAACAAAUGUAAAUGCAACUUAGCGUAAGUUUCCUAAAUUUUAAAGAAGAAUAUAACUCGCUUGUAAUGUCUUUUCUUAUAAGAACUUUAAUAAAAUUGUUGUUUUCGAACUA